Molecule: messenger RNA, 725 nt
Organism: Dinoponera quadriceps
Lineage: Eukaryota; Metazoa; Arthropoda; Insecta; Hymenoptera; Formicidae
Product: histone H2A-like
Exons: 3
Coding region: 231-638 (135 amino acids)
Cellular component (GO): nucleosome
Molecular function (GO): protein heterodimerization activity; structural constituent of chromatin; DNA binding
Source: RefSeq, a predicted model, not a curated record
GACACUGCGGCCGGCCGUUCCCGCGCAAACAAGUGCCAGCCGGACGCGAUCGCCGCCAAAAUAUCGGACGUGCAUGCGCGUGAGCAUCGUGGUUGCGCGGGCCACGGCUUCAUUCGGCUUUCGGCGCUCGUUGCUGUCGUGCUGCUGUUGCUCCGAGCUGUAUCUCCGUACGUCCCUCUCCCCCCACGUAGGAAACAUCAGGCGCUUUCUCACCUCAUAAUCGGCGAAACAUGUCGGGACGCGGCAAAGGCGGCAAGACCAAGGGGAAGGCGAAGACCCGCAGCAGCAGGGCAGGGCUGCAGUUCCCCGUAGGGAGAAUCCAUCGUCUCCUGAGGAAAGGCAACUACGCGGAACGCGUCGGCGCCGGAGCACCGGUCUACCUCGCCGCCGUGAUGGAAUACUUGGCGGCCGAAGUGCUGGAGUUGGCCGGAAACGCCGCCAGGGAUAACAAAAAAACGAGGAUAAUUCCACGUCAUCUACAGUUGGCCAUCCGGAAUGACGAAGAACUUAAUAAACUAUUGUCUGGAGUGACCAUUGCUCAAGGUGGUGUCUUGCCUAAUAUCCAAGCGGUCCUUUUGCCGAAGAAAACUGGCACCGGUGGAUCUGGAAAGGGCGACAAAGCAUCCCAAGAAUAUUAGAAUAUUAUACAUUUAUAACUAACCAUACUUUAGAAAUGUCUUCGUUUCUCAAAACCGGUGGAUUGAAUUAAUAUUCCUAUAAAUCUA